AUGGAUUUUGAUGCUUCCAAUAUGUAUCUACCCAGUUGCACUUACUACGUCCCCGGAGCGGAUUUCGCGGCUCUCCCGCACUAUCUCGCUCAGAGUCAGCCCUCCUGUCCGGUGGCGUACUCGUACCAGUCAUCGGCUCUUCCUCAGGUUCCGUCCGUGAGAGAUGUGGCGUUCAGAGACUAUAGUAUGGACGGUUCGGCUAAAUGGCACCACGGCAGGGGGAGUCUACCGCACUGCUACGCGGACGACGGCUGGUCAGGGCCGACCCCUCGUGGGGGAGACGUGCCGGGGAAAGGCGUCUCCUCCUCCGGUUCGACGACUCCGUCGGGAGGCUUCCACGGCAGCGGGGCGGCCAGGAACGGCGUCCUGCCACAGGCUUUCGAUCAGUUCUUCGACUCGGCCUACAGCGGCCAGGAGCACCGAGCCACGCCGACCCAGGACAGACAUGCGGAAACCGUCAAGACGAGCCCGGCGCCGGCUCUUCAUGCUCCGGGCUCGGACACGGCGGAGAGCUGCAGCCCCAAGUCGUCACCCGGCCUCGGCGAGGACAGGAGCGGAAAAGGCGGUGGUGGCCAGAAGACGCGCAAGAAGAGAUGCCCGUAUUCCAAGUAUCAAAUCAGGGAGCUGGAGAGAGAAUUCUUCUUCAGUGUUUACAUCAACAAGGAGAAGCGGCUGCAGCUUUCCCGGAUGCUCAACUUGACUGACCGGCAGGUGAAAAUCUGGUUUCAGAACAGGAGAAUGAAGGAGAAGAAACUCAACAGGGACCGUUUACAGUACUACACCAGCAACCCCCUGCUAUAA
This is a messenger RNA of Nerophis lumbriciformis (worm pipefish), 801 nucleotides long. The record is from RefSeq and is a predicted model, not a curated record. NCBI's taxonomy places the organism in Eukaryota, Metazoa, Chordata, Actinopteri, Syngnathiformes, Syngnathidae.